GCACAAGAGACAUUGACUUAUUACCCGUAGCCACUGUUUUGUCUUUUUUGGGCGUUGCGUUAGCAGGUGUGGUGUGCCGUACGGCGGACUAUAGCAGAUCGGCGCUCUUGAUAGCAUCAUUGCUGUUGCCAGCCCCCCCUGUACAGCGCAUCCUGCCCGCUGCAGCUACUUUGUACAGGGCUUCGGCUUCCCACCGCACAGCGAAAUAGUGGUGUGUUUCUCGAUUCGCCUAAGCUUUUUUUUUUUUCCUUUUUCUGAUUUUCACUGCCGAUGCCUUGUGUUCACUCCCCCCGUCUCCACUGCACCCUCUUCUCAGUCUCUUUUGCUCUGAGCUUUAAACAUCUCGCGUCUCCUCCCUCCCCCCGUCGCAAAGAGUUCCUCUUUUCGAUUCUCUGUUUUCUGUCUUUGGUUACGCCGGCAGCAGGUUACGACAAAACUCCAUCGCCAAGGAUCUUCGACAUCCUCUUCAAGCUUCGGCGCUUGACCACCUCACGACAACACCCUUCAAGGGAAAACAACAACAGCAACAACCGCAAUCAUGGGCUUCAUUGAUUGGAUCAAGGAUAACCUCGCGCCCCAAGGGGAGCAGGGCGAGGCUAUCAAUGCCCAACCACCUUCGCUCUCGGGCAUGUUGUCCGUCUUGAUUCCCACUGCCUUGAUGGCUGUCGCCUUCUUUGCCAUCUUCAUUGUUGGUCGACGAAUUGAGAAACGCUUCCACGCGCCUAGAUCCUAUCUGGGCUCCAUCCACGAACACCAACGCACUCCCGCUCUUCCCACUGGCUACUUCAACUGGUUCGGCGCCUUCUGGAGAAUGCCUGAUUCCUACAUUCUCCAGCACCAGAGUCUCGAUGCCUACCUCUUCGUCCGCUACCUCAAGGUCGCCUUCUACAUGUCGCUUGGCAGUCUCAUCAUUACCUGGCCCAUUCUCUUCCCUGUUAACGCUACUGGCGGUAAGGGUCUCAGCCAGCUGGAUAUUCUCUCCUACAGCAAUGUCGACAUUGACACCAAGCCAAACUACCUCUACGCGCACGUUUUCGUGGGCUGGGCUGUGUACGGUCUUGUCAUGUACAUGAUCUGCCGUGAAAUGAUCUUCUACAUCAACCUCCGCCAGACCUUCCUCCUCUCGCCCUUCUACAGCAACCGUCUGUCCUCGCGCGUCGUUCUCUUCACCAACGUCCCCAAGGACUACCUCAACGAGGAGAAGAUCCACGCCAUGUACCCUGGUCUCAUUCGCAACAUUUGGAUUGCGGGUGACAGUGAGAGCGUCGACAAGCUCGUCGAGGAGCGUGACAAGGUUGCCAUGAAGCUCGAAGGUGCCCAGGUCAAACUCAUUAAGCUCGCCAACAAGGAGCGCAUCAAGGCCGCCAAGAAGUCUGGUGCUACCGCCAAUGCUGAGAACGCUGAGAACACUGAAGCUGCUGCCGCUGCCGAUACCGAGUCUGGAAACGCCUCUGCCCGCUGGGUUCCCCAGAAGAAGCGCCCCUCGCACCGUCUUGGAUUCCUCGGUCUCGUUGGUAAGAAGGUCGACACAAUCGAAUGGGGCCGCGAAGAGCUUGAGAAGAGCAUCCCUGCUGCCGAGACUGCCCAGACCGAAUUCAUUGCCGGCAAGUACAACAAGAUCGGUGCCAUCUUUGUUGAGUUCAACACCCCCGCCGACGCCGAGAACGCUUUCCAGACCGUUUCCCACCACCAGGCCCUCCAGAUGGCCCCCAAGGUUAUCGGUGUUCGCCCCGAGGAAGUCGUUUGGGGAAACCUCAACCUCCCCUGGUGGCAAAAGAUUGUGCGCCGCUACCUCGUCAUUGGCUUCAUCGCUGCUCUCAUCAUCUUCUGGGCCAUUCCAGUCGGUAUUGUUGGUAUCAUUGCCCAGGUCAAGGUCAUUGAGGGACUCCCCGGCCUGCACUGGAUUGGAGACAUCCCUCCUGUCCUUCUCGGUGUCAUUUCCAACUUGGUUCCUGUCGUGGCUCUCUCCAUUCUCAUGUCGCUCGUGCCCGUCAUCAUGCGCCUGUGCGGUAGACUCAGUGGCCUCACCACCUUGUCCCAGAUUGAGUUGUUCACCCAGAAUGCCUACUUUGUCUUCCAGAUUGUUCAGGUCUUUUUGAUCCGAACCCUGACCGACGCUGCAUCAUCUGCCCUUCCCCAGAUUGUCAUUCAUCCCGACUCGGUGUUCAGCAUCUUGUCCACCGCUCUGCCAACCACUGCCAACUUCUACAUCUCCUACUUCAUCCUUCAGGGUCUUGGUCUUGCCUCUGGCGUCCUCACCCAGGUUGUCGGCAUGUUUGUUUUCCGCAUCCUCUACAAGUUCCUCACCGGCACGCCUCGCUCCAUGUACACCAAGUGGACUACUCUCUCAGCCAUUCUCUGGGGCAGCCUGCUUCCUGUCUACAGCUCCAUCAUUGUCAUCAGCAUCACCUACUCGGUCAUUGCUCCUCUGAUGCUGUUCUGGUCCACCAUUGGCCUGGGUCUCAUCUACCUCGCCUACCGCUACAACCUGCUCUACGUCUCCGACACUGCUGUCGAUACCCGUGGUCUUAUCUACCCCCGUGCGCUUAAACAGCUCUUCACCGGUAUCUACCUUGGUGAGAUUUGCAUGGUUGGUCUGUUUGCCGUUUCCAAGGCCACCGGCCCCGCUGUGCUCAUGGCUCUUUUCCUCGUCUUCACCAUUCUCUUCCAAAUCACCAUCACCUCCAUCUUCAACCCUCUGCUCUACGGCAUCUCCCGCAGCUUGUCUGCUGAGGAGAUUGCCUACCGCGAGGGAACUGCUGGCGCCCAGGCCAUUGACGAGAAGCACGUUGGUGCCACCAACGGAACCAACGGAACUAACGGACACGAAGUCACCGAGGCCGGUGCCUCCAACGGCCACGAUACUAACGGCCAUGAGACUAACGGCAAGGCUGUUGCUGCUGCCGGUGGUGCUUCUGACAAGAUCAAGUUCACCGACCGUGUCGCCCGCUACUUCAAGCCAUGGCAGUACGCCGACUACCACCACCUCCGCCAGCUGGUGCCCGACGAUGCCGGUGUCGAGUUCAACUACAACGAGCAGAACAUUGCCCAGGCUUACUGGCCUCCUUCCGUCACCAAGCCCACUCCCACUCUGUGGCUCCCCGAGGACAAGGCCGGUGUCUCCAAGGAGGAGAUUGCCAACACCAGCCGUGUCAUCAACAUCACCGACGAUGGCGCUACUCUUAACGAGAAGAACAAGAUUGAGUGGGAUGAGGACGGCUCUCGCCCUCCCAUCUACACCGAGAAGGUCAUGUUCUAAUUGUUUUUGUUUUCCUUUCUCUACUUUUACGGUCUAAUACUUGAUACCCUGCGCUAUGAGGCGAAGUUGCGAGGAGAAGAAGGCAGACGGCCUACUACUCCUGCAACGACGAUGAGUUUUUUGAAUGUGCGCUUUUGCAUUUUGGAUACCUGGGGUGUUUUUCAAGUAAUGUUAUUUUAAAUACUCUAUAAUACGAACAAUAAACAAGAAUUCUUUCGC
Messenger RNA from [Torrubiella] hemipterigena, 3478 nucleotides. The record is from the annotation of a GenBank genome assembly. NCBI's taxonomy places the organism in Eukaryota, Fungi, Ascomycota, Sordariomycetes, Hypocreales, Clavicipitaceae.